CGCUCCUCGCUCCACGGAGGCCACGGCCCCCGACCGGAAACGCGCGAGUUAAUACGCACAUUACGCGCGAGGGCCGGUGCGUGCCCGUGACCCGAAACGCUCUCCUUGCCUUCCUUCCUCCCCGCGGCUUAAAGCGUUUCCCUUUCCCCGCUCGCACGCACGGCAUCCUCCCACCUAGCUCGCCGGCCGACUCAGAUCUCGCCCACCGCCACCGCCCCCCCAACUGUCUUUGUACCUCGCCGUCGAGCUCGCAUGCUACACCUCCAGCACGGUGGCCCCCAUCCACGAGCUGAACUGGUGUCGGUGCGCCAAACUACGCGCGCGCAUUUGCUCCGGCCUGCAGGGACACUCGAUCUCUUCUCUCCGCGUCGGGGCGUGAUGGUCCAGUGAUCCAAGGAGUCGGUUUUUUCUGCCGGUGAGUGUUGCGGCGUGUUGAUUCUUGGUUGAUUGUUUGCUGGAUCGGGUGGUGGAGUGGAGGGGAGGGGAGGGGAGGGGAUGGGCUGCACGGGGUCCAGGCACGCGUUCCGCGGUGGUGUCCGGGGCGGCAAGUCGGCGUACGCGCGGAGCCGCUCCGGUCCGGCCGCCGUGCACCACACCGUCUCGCUCAAGUCCUCCACGCUGGGGUCGCUCAGCCUCGAGAGGGACCGGGACGAGGAGAUGAUGAAGUGGCGCGACGACGGCGGCGCGGCGAAGACCACGCCGCCGCCACAGAAGAUGGCGAGGCGGCAGAGGCAGUUGGUGCUGGCCACUGCGCCGGCCAAGACUCCGGUCCGCGAGCCGGAGGUGAUAAAUGUGUGGGAGCUCAUGGAAGGCCUGGAUGACAAGGAUGAGGACGGUAACGUCCGCGGCGAGGAGCGACGGGAGCGGUCGACGCCCGGGUCACCGGAGUUUGAUCCAGACAUCAUCGCCGCUUUCCGGAAGGCGCUCGACGAGGUUCCCCCUGCUGGGGAUUGCCCUGGCGACGAGGUGUCCGUCAAGAAGCGCGAAAUACAGAGGUUUCCGGGCAUCGUGCGCGAGCGGGUCAGUGCGUUCCAGAAGAAGAUCGAUGCGAAGCUCGCCAAGAUGGCGCCAUCGCCUCCGUCACCGCCUCCAGAGCCACAGCCUCAGCUACCGCCGCCGCCGCCGGAUAGCGACCGGAAAGUGGUGCUGUACCUCACCAGCCUCCGCGGCAUCCGCAAGACAUACGAGGAUUGCUGGUCGACGAAGGCCAUCCUACAAGGCUACGGCGUGCUCGUCGACGAGCGCGACCUGUCGAUGCACGCCGGGUUCAAGGAGGAGCUCCACGCCGCGCUGGGUGCACCGGGCACCCUCCCGCAGGUGUUCGCCGACGGCAGGCACCUGGGCGGCGCCGAGGAGGUCCGGCGCAUGCACGAGUCCGGGGAGCUGUCCAAGGCUCUGGGCGACUGCGACAUGGCGCCGCCGAGCUCCGCCGGCAAGGGCAUUGCGCUGGACACGUGCUCCGGCUGCGGCGGCGUCCGGUUCGUGCCAUGCGAGGAGUGCUCCGGCAGCUGCAAGGUGUUCCUGGAGGAGCUGGACACCUUCCGGCGCUGCCCCGAUUGCAACGAGAAUGGGCUCGUUCGCUGCCCGCUUUGCUGAAAUCUCGAGCCUUUUUGCGGGAUCUGACGAUCUGUAGUGUGAUUUUGUGAGAUGUUUGAGGGUGUUUGUAUUAGCGUAGAGCGUGUACAGGGGAAUUACACGGCUGUUUCAUAGGACUGAUGAAGUAACACUAUUGGUAUUGCUGUAAUGAUCUUAUUUAUAUUUU
This is a messenger RNA of Oryza brachyantha (malo sina), 1762 nucleotides long. RefSeq lists its product as uncharacterized. NCBI's taxonomy places the organism in Eukaryota, Viridiplantae, Streptophyta, Magnoliopsida, Poales, Poaceae. The transcript has a single exon. The record is from RefSeq and is a predicted model, not a curated record. The coding region runs from base 496 to 1596 and encodes 366 amino acids.